Messenger RNA from Aspergillus terreus NIH2624, 888 nucleotides. RefSeq lists its product as uncharacterized. The record is from RefSeq and is a predicted model, not a curated record. The transcript has a single exon. Gene Ontology annotation, biological process: DNA alkylation repair; regulation of DNA-templated transcription. The coding region runs from base 1 to 888 and encodes 295 amino acids. NCBI's taxonomy places the organism in Eukaryota, Fungi, Ascomycota, Eurotiomycetes, Eurotiales, Aspergillaceae. Gene Ontology annotation, cellular component: nucleus.
AUGAACGAGGCAGAGAGCCGUGCAAGCAAGCGCCGUAUUGAGAAGGGAGAUGGCGAACCCACAAACGGCUGCCAAAAGCCGUUUAUCGUUUCGCUGGAGUCGUUGCAUGCACUUCCCAAAGCGCGAUCCGCUACGGUUCUGCAUGCAGCACCGGUGGACCCGACCUCUCGAUUGUACCCGUUUUGUGAGCUGUUGCGGGACAAGUUUCUCGAGGCUGGGUUCCUGCAAGGGGAGAUCAAGAACGAUCAGCCGCGAGACAAGGGUCCAGAAACGAUAACCGCUGGUGCUGAAGCGGGGGAGGGCAAUGCAAAAGCACCCGCCGAGGAACCCUCUCUUCUGGAAGAAAUGCCAGUUGAUGCGGCGGAAGCAACUGCUCGGGCGUCUCCAGCCGGAAUUACAACCAAGGCUUUCAUCAGCCCUAGGACAAACUCCAAACCUAAAGUCCGACGACUGCUACUGCAUGCAACGGUGGUCAACACGAUUUACGUCAAAGGCCGGACGCCGAAGCGAGGCAAUGCGAAGGGCAACAAUCGUCGGAACCAACAUGCAUUUGACGCCCGGGAUAUUCUGGCCCAUUACAGGAACUACUAUGUUGAUCACGACCGCACGACCCCGCGAGAUGCAUCCGUUAAGCCUGACAUGCAGGCGGAGAGAGAUCCUGGCGUCGAGAACUCUUCUGACGAGAACGACCUGAUCGACGAGAAUCAGAGUGGGAAAUUUAGCACUCAGAACCCGUUCGUGUGGGCCAAGGACAUUCCGUUGGAGUCUGUGUGUAUCUGCGAAAUGGGGGCGAAGAAACUCAACCCCAACGGGGAUCGAGACGGGAUGAAUGCUCGUCUGGGAGAGAAGUACCUGGUGGUUGCGGAGAGGAGGCUCGAUUUUGGAUAG